Molecule: messenger RNA, 1104 nt
Organism: Necator americanus (New World hookworm)
Lineage: Eukaryota; Metazoa; Nematoda; Chromadorea; Rhabditida; Ancylostomatidae
Exons: 10
Coding region: 1-1104 (367 amino acids)
Biological process (GO): signal transduction; chloride transmembrane transport; regulation of membrane potential
Cellular component (GO): neuron projection; synapse; plasma membrane
Molecular function (GO): chloride channel activity; transmitter-gated monoatomic ion channel activity involved in regulation of postsynaptic membrane potential; excitatory extracellular ligand-gated monoatomic ion channel activity
Source: RefSeq, a predicted model, not a curated record
AUGCCUCGGGCGGAGAAUAUUUACGCUAUCGAUAGUCGCCUCAAAGAUGUACGGGAUGUAUCUUAUGGUCCUGUUGCUUGCGUUCCAGAUGCAAAAAUUGUCAACUAUUUGUUACGGCCCGCCGCUUACAGCAAGCAUAAGUUGCCUUACAAAACGGGAGUCUCAGUAAAGGUGGAGUUCUGGAUCCAGGAAAUAACAGCAAUCUCCGAAAUGACUAAUGAUUUUGAGAUGGAGAUGUACAUUAAUGAGCUAUGGAGCGAUCCAAAACUGAAGUUCGACCAUCUGAACGCAUGUAAAGCGAAUUUAUCUCUGGAUCAGGCAACAUUGGUUCGGGUAUGGACGCCGAACAGUUGCUUUGUGAACUCAAAAACAGCCGAAAUUCACGAGUCACCAUUUUCGAACGUGUUCCUGACACUGUAUGAAAAUGGAACAGUUUGGGUGAACUAUCGUGUUCGAGUGAGAGGACCGUGUUCUAUGGAUCUAGUGGAUUUUCCUAUGGAUACACAAUCUUGUCGCUUGAAAUAUCAGAGUUUUUCAUAUAAUAAUGAAGAAGUUCGAAUGCGGUGGAAUAGCCGACGAAAACCGGUGUUUGCACUAAAACAACUACAUAUUACUGAUUUUACCUUGAAAGAUAUUACGCCAGCAGUAAUUCGAAGGAAUUAUCCAGCUGGAAUGUGGGACGAAUUGAUAGUGACUUUCGUCUUCGAAAGACGUUAUAUGUGGUACUUCUUGCAAGCUUACUUGCCUACAUACUUCACAAUUUUUAUCAGCUGGCUGGCAUUCUCUUUGGGACCGCAGGCGAUAACUCCACGAACGAUGAUCGGUGUCAACGCUCUCCUAUCGAUGAUCUUUCAUUUCGGAUCGAUAAUGAGAAACCUGCCGAGAGUUUCGUACAUAAAAGCUAUCGACGUUUGGAUGUUAUCCUCGAUGAUGUUUGUCUUUUUGUCGUUGGUGGAGUUAGCUAUUGUUGGAUUUAAAGAACGUACACAGGGAAAUCGGCCAACGAUACAACGAAUCGAUAAUAUCGCCCAGUUGGUAUUUCCGGCAGCUUUUAGUAUAUUCAAUAUAGCUUACUGGGCAAGAUAUGGUAUGAAAGUUGUAUAA